AUGGUUUCCAAGACUUUCAUCAUCACGGCUAUGAUUGCCUACGUCCAGGCCCGUUUCGGCCAGGAGCAAGUCCCCAUCGACGCUAUCAGUCAAGUCCAGGGUGGCGAUGGUGGUGCCGCUGCUACUAUUGCUGGUGCAGCCAUCUCUGACCUUCUCGGUGGAGCAAACUCUUGCGAUAAGCUCGUCCGUGCUGAUCAGAUCUUCACUGAACUCGGUGGCGGUGCUGAUGCCCUUGCUGCUGCCAUUGGUAUGGUGACUGCGGAGAAGAACACCAACCCCUUCGCUGGCGGCAACGCACAGAACGUCUGUGGCGAUGCUUCGCUUCCGGCUACUGCUGAGCUUCGUGGUAUUACUCCUCUCAUCGACCCUGACGUCGAUGUCAACGGUGAUGCUGCUGCCCUUAGCGCCAGCAGUGCUGCGUCUCCUCUUGCCGCUGAUGGUCUGAGUGUCUUUGACCUCAUGGACCAGGCUGGUCUCGGCGACCUCGUUGUUAGCCAGGCUUCGGCUGGUGGUGCUGCCGCUGGUGGUGCUGCCGCUGGUGGUGCUGCCGCUGGUGGUGCUGCUGCGGGCGGUGCUGCUGCCGACGGUGCUGCUCAGGGUGGCAACCAGGCGGCUGCUGGUAACGGCAAUGCCAACGCUGGUAACAACGCCAACGCUGGUAACAACGCCAAUGCUGGUAACAACGCCAACGCUGGCAACAAUGCCAAUGCUGGUAACGGAGCUGCCAAUGCCGGCAACGCGAACAACAACGCUGGUAACGCUACUGCUGGUAACGAUGCCGCUGCUGGUAACGACAACGCGAACAACCAGAACGACAACGCCAAUGCUGGUAACAACAACGAUGCUGCGGCUGGUAACAACAACGCUGGCAAUGCCAACAACAACCAGAACCAGAACAACAAUGCCAACGCCGGCAACGACAACGCAGCUGACAACGCUGGAAACGCCAACAACAACGCUGGAAACAACGCCAACAACCAGCAAGAUGCCGCCGCCGGUAACGAUAACGCCAAUGCCGGCAACCAGAACAACAACAACGCCAACGCCGGUAACAACGCAAACAACCAGCAAGACGCCGCUGCCGGAAACAACAAUGCCGGAGCUGAUGCUGGUGCCGAUGCCGGUGCCGACGCAGGCAACGCAGCAGCAGGCGGUGCCGGCGGCGCCGAAGACUUCGGUCUCUGCACGCCCACCAUCACCUUCCAAGGCGGCGAGAACGGGCGCCCCGCCGACGAAUUCACCUUCCAGAUCGCGGACCCGCUCGCGCGCGGCGGCCAAGGCGAAGCCCUCAACCCGGACAUCAUCACCAACGCGCUCUGCAACCAGCUGACCAACGUGUGCGAAGCCAACGAGGCUGCUGUGGCUACUUGCGAGAGCGCUGCUGCGGCUGUUCAGGGCGGAGACAGGAACAAGGCGCUUGCUGAUCAGUUUAACGAGCUUGUUGGAUUCCCUGGUGCGGUUACCAACCCGGAUGGUGGUGCGGAGGAUGUUGGUGCUGCGGCGAAGGCGAGGAAGAUGCGUCGUGGUCUUAGGUUGUAA
Messenger RNA from Alternaria arbusti, 1539 nucleotides. RefSeq lists its product as uncharacterized. The record is from RefSeq and is a predicted model, not a curated record. The transcript is spliced from 2 exons. Bases 1 to 1539 code for a protein of 512 amino acids. NCBI's taxonomy places the organism in Eukaryota, Fungi, Ascomycota, Dothideomycetes, Pleosporales, Pleosporaceae.